AUGCUUUUCACACCGUAUGGAUCAGCGCAGUUAACAUUCACAUCACACAACACUUCCAAUGUUAGAGUGGAAGUCUGCGUUUGUCCAUCUUCUCUGAUGGGUCGCAAAAGAGGGCGUUCUUCGCGAGAACAACAUGCAACGAAACGGAGACGAAGACCACAGCAAUCGCCCGCACCCACAGACCUCGACUACAUCUCAAGAGAUGACUAUGUGGUCAUCGAAGAUUUUCUUUACGUGCGCCCAUACGUCUUUGAGUUCAGAAUGAACUUUAGACCAAGAUGGAGAAAUCAGACAAUCUACAAUGUAUUUUGCCAAGAAUUCAAGCACACGGAUGAGGACUACUGGAAGAAAGAAGUUCGAGACGGUCGCGUCUUGGCCGAUGGGAGGCCAAUCAAUGAUUCCGCUUUGUGGAAUGAUGGCAUGGAAGUCGUCCAUGUAGUACAUCGCCACGAGUCUGCGGUUCUUUCGGCCCCUAUUUACAUAGCCCGUGAUGAAGAUGACUUCGUAGUUGUAUCGAAGCCACCCUCUCUUCCCAUACAUCCAUGUGGCACUUAUCGAAGAAAUUCCCUCCAAUUUGUCCUGAAAGCAUUCUAUAAUACCGGCAAACUUCUCGCUGUUCAUCGCCUAGAUAAGGAAACCUCAGGUCUCGUAAUAUUUGCGAAAACUCCAGAGCGUGCUGCUCAGUUUAGCACCGAAAUCAAAGAACACAAGGUGCAGAAAACAUAUUUAGCAGAAGUAGAGGGACUUUUCCCAGCACGGUUAUCUGAAUGCAAUGAGUCCGUGUUCUGGGAUAAGCGAGAAAUGAAGGCAUCUGUCCGGCAGGAGGGCAUGGAGGCAAAAACAUCCUUCAAGUUGCUAAAAGUGAACAGAACAAGGCAUUCGAGUAUCGUAGAGUGUAAGCCAUUGACAGGUAGGACACAUCAGAUUCGCGUUCAUCUUGCGCAUUUGGGAUUCCCAAUCGUUAAUGACCCUUUGUAUGGAUCUCAAAUAAGACUGCAGAAAACAAACCUGGUUUCGCGGGGCCCAAGUCCACUCUCGAUUUCCUUAACGCACCCUAAACUUGCGGAGAAGAGCACGGCCUCGGAGCUACGGCAGUCCUAUCUCGCCUGUGAAUGGGCUAGAAAUUCGUUUAAACAACGUGGCCAGCAUCUAUCCUGCAUGGAGGAAGGGCAAAUGCUGUCUUGUUUCAACUGCCCACAGGUAACCAACGUGAAAAAUGUGGCCGUACAACAGAUGUUUAUCCAUCUUCAUGCGCUCAGAUAUGAAUCUGACAACUGGAAAUUCGAAGUGCCUCCCCCUCUAUGGAUGGAGCAGAAGCGAGAUUCUGCAACGACUGGUAUCGGGAAUGUAACAUCAAGUCUUUCUAACUGUAUCUUGUCAUAA
Molecule: messenger RNA, 1383 nt
Organism: Chondrus crispus (carragheen)
Lineage: Eukaryota; Rhodophyta; Florideophyceae; Gigartinales; Gigartinaceae
Exons: 1
Coding region: 1-1383 (460 amino acids)
Biological process (GO): pseudouridine synthesis
Molecular function (GO): RNA binding; pseudouridine synthase activity
Source: RefSeq, a predicted model, not a curated record